Molecule: messenger RNA, 2908 nt
Organism: Oreochromis aureus
Lineage: Eukaryota; Metazoa; Chordata; Actinopteri; Cichliformes; Cichlidae
Gene: ttll3
Product: tubulin tyrosine ligase-like family, member 3
Exons: 13
Coding region: 175-2670 (831 amino acids)
Biological process (GO): cilium movement; protein polyglycylation; cilium assembly
Cellular component (GO): cilium
Molecular function (GO): protein-glycine ligase activity, initiating
Source: RefSeq, a predicted model, not a curated record
UAAACGGUCUGUGGGAGCAUGCACGGUUGUUAUGGGAACAGUGUGCGGCAGCAUGAAGGAAGCCGGACUGAGCAAGUCUAUGGACGCAUACAGAUACAGCCCAUGCAUAGAGCCGCCAGUUCAGUGAGGAAGUGACAACAGAGUUGAAAAGAGACCUACAGACCUCAGCAACAAAUGCCAGUGUUACAAUCCACAGUUGCUCCAGUGAAUGGAAGGAUACGAUCCAGUGUACCUAGCCUGCCAGUGAUCAAUCCAGACAGGCUGAAAACAGCUAAAGCACUGGUGGACAAAGCUGUGAAGUUAAGGAAAGUGUUUUCAGUGCAGGGACCCUAUCCAGUGAUCCGUGCUGCAUUAUGGGCCAGAGGGUGGGUUGAACGUCGUUUGCCACAUCCCGUCCAAAGAUCACCUACUUACCCCUGCGAUGAGGAGGAGGAUGGUAAUGAUGGGCUGACCUGCAGUUAUUUUACUGAGAGAGUGGAUGAAGGUGAGAAAGGGGAGAACCUUGAUGACAUGUAUGACCUCAUGUCUCGCCUUGUUCGAAAUGAAAUAACGCAUUUCUACUGGACGACACGACGGGAUAACAUAGACUGUCGCUCCUUGCGGCACGACCAGAUGACCAAUCACUAUGCGAAUGCUGGAACAUUUACCACAAAGGUGGGACUUUGUGUGAAUCUGCGUAACCUUCAGUGGUUUGACACAGCUGAUCCUGACACUUUCUUCCCAAGAUGCUACAGACUUGGAGCAGAGGAUGAAAAGCAUGCAUUCAUAGAGGAUUUCAGGAGAACAGCAUGUACCAGCCUGCUGCGGUAUGUGGUUGAGACAAGUAUUUGGAGAAGAGAUGAACCAGAGGGGGAAAAACAAAAAUCCAAGAACAGUGUCACUGAAGAGUUGGAUAAUGAGGAACAUCGAUCUCUUGGUCCAGAAAUUAUUAACACAGCCUUACACGUGUGUCAAGAGUUUCUCAGUGUUCUAAAGCACAGCGACAUUGAUGUAACAGCAGAAAUCCCGCCCUCGGUGGAGGAAGCGCAAUGGGCAGAGUUUCUUAAACACUACUACAUGGUUGUGCAUAAAGGCAAACUGAUCAGGGGCAGCAGUGUAUUUGUGGAGCGUUGCCAGGAUAUGUUAACCAGACUUCAGGCUGUUUGCCCACAGCUGGACACAGAUGGAUUAAACAACAUCUGGAUCAUCAAACCAGGUGCCAAAUCAAGAGGAAGAGGCAUUAUGUGUAUGAAUCGCCUGGAUGAGAUUUUGGCACUUGUGGACACUGACAGAGCACUGACAAAAGAGAGUAAAUGGGUGGUUCAAAAAUACUUGGAACGCCCCCUGCUGGUCCACGGCACAAAGUUUGACCUCCGUCAGUGGUUCCUUGUAACUGACUGGAACCCUCUGACUGUCUGGUUCUACAAAGAGUGCUACCUGCGGUUUUCCACUCAGCCUUACUCAACAAAAACUCUGGACUGCUCAGUCCACCUGUGCAACAACUCCAUCCAGAAGCACUUCCAGCCAUCUCGUAACCGCCAUCCAGGAGUGCCGGAGGAUAAUAUGUGGUCCUGCUCACAGUUUCGCUCUUUUCUGCAGCGAGAGGGCCGUGAGACAGAGUGGGAGUCGGUGGUGAUACCAGGCAUGCAGCAAGCAGUGGUCCACGCUCUACAGACAGCCCAGGAUUUGGUGGAGCCCCGCAAGGCAAGCUUUGAGCUUUAUGGAGCUGAUUUUAUGUUGGGCAGAGAUCUGAGGCCUUGGCUUCUAGAGAUCAAUGCCAGCCCUACUAUGGCCUGCUCCAGCACUGUGACUGCGCGGCUCUGUCCUGCUGUGCAAGUCGACACGCUGAGGGUUGUGCUAGAUUGGAGGACUGAUCCCAGUGCUUACACAGGAGGCUUCAAGCUUAUUUACAAACAGGCUGCAGUUGAAGUUCCUCAGUAUUUGGGAGUGAACCUGCUAGUGGAAGGAGCGCCCAUAAAGAGAUCCAGACAUUACAGACAGUCUUUUAUCUCUAACUCACCUCUCACUCAUCAGGUCCAUCCAGAGCAGUCAUCUCAAGCUGUGGCUGAGCCAAGACACAAACAGUUCAGUCAGAAGCCACAUGCAGUUGCUGAUUUUCCCCUUUUAGGCAAGGAGAGCCAAGUGAAAAAGAGCCAGAUGACAUCUACAUGUCCAAAGAGGGAGCACGAUAGAAAAGCAGAACGUCAAAACACCUGCCCUGUUCGCAGAUCCUGCCGCAGUGUGGCAUGUGAACAGCCUGUGAGUGUACACACUGAACCUCAGAAGAAAGCACAGCGUUUAGGAUUACGUCGCCGUGUCAGUGGGGCAACCCUGGUGCCAAGGAGUCUAUCCUUUUCCUUAGACCCGGCGUGUUGUACAUCAGAGGGUAAACAUCAGUCCAUUCGUCAUCAUGCAUCACACACGUCCAAAUCCCUCCUUUCCCAGCGAAGUUCUGAGCCACAACAUAAGAUUUCCUCCAGGGUCUUUCCGUCCCUCCAGGGUCCCCUUCCAACCCUGGAGGUCUUUCAGUUGCAACCAAAUAUCGUGACUGGAACUAACGUUUGUCAUAAUUCUGCUUUUUUAUCUCACCCGACUACCCACAAGCAUCAGUUAUGUAUAAACUCUCAAAGGCAAGUCAAAGCUAGAUACAAAGGGGAGCUCACAGGAGAACAUAAAUACAAGAGAUGUUGAGUUGAUGGAGAUGGAGCACAGCCAGAAAUGCUGAACAUAAUUUACAUUUGAAUGGGCUGAAGCCAAAUUACCAGAGUAUCUGUUAGUUUAUCUAUAUGCAUGUCUGUACAAAAGUUUGGCCUUUUUAUAGGAUGUGGGUAUUUCAAUUCCCCACCAGGUGGCAAUAAAGUUUCAAUGAUCAAAAAAAAAGGUUCAAGGUUUGGUGAUGACAGGAAAUAAGCAGAGAAAAUCAUUCUGG